AUGAUAAUGAUGCGUACUGUGUUGUGUGUUCUAACUGUCGCACUGUGUUGUGUCUGCAUUGUUGUGGUAGCGGCAGAAGAAGCUAGAGGGCCACAUGAUGGUGGGGCUCUUCAGACGACUGCAUCUGGUAAUGAGAACCCUGAUGAGGGGAGAGAAGCAGAAAGGUUAAAAAAUACUGUGAACGAAGGAGAUUGUGAGGCACCAUCUGGUGAAGGAAGAGAAAAGAAACCCUGCGAAGGACCACCCACGCCGGUGCCUUCUCUUGCAAAAACUCAAAAGGGAGAAGAAGCAACUAAAGGCCGUACAGAUUCGCACACCUCACAACCCCAAACGGCAAGUGCUCCUGGUGUUUCUGUUGUUUCCACAGAAGGACAGAGCACACAACAAGGUAGACCUGGUGAUGCCUCAGAACAAGAAGAAAAUCAGCAAGGUAACGAAAGGAGCCACCAAAAACCCAUCAGUGGACCAGAAACAGUUAAACCUGGUACAACACAAGUCCCCAGUAGCAGGGAUCAAGAAACGUCAGCUGAACAUGCACAGGGAAGUAAUACACAACCUCAUGAAGAUCGAGACACACAACCUUCUUCUUCUUCUGUAAACCAAUCCAGCAAUUCGGAAACAGAGAAUGCCAGUGAAACUGCUGCUGGAGCAAAUGGAAAUAUUGCCACAAAUGCGGAGAGUGAGUCCACAAGCAACGAAGAAGGUGUUGAAGGAAAUACAGUUACCACAACAACUUCAACCACCACCACCACAACAACAACAACACUUCCUCCCGAACUCACAAAUAACAAGAAGGGUGAUGCAGACAGCAGCAGCAGCAGUAUCAGCAGUUCUGUGUGGGUACGUGUACCACUACUGAUUGUGGUUACACUGGCCUGUAUUCUUGUGUGCUGA
Trypanosoma theileri is the source of this 894-nucleotide messenger RNA. RefSeq lists its product as uncharacterized. The record is from RefSeq and is a predicted model, not a curated record. NCBI's taxonomy places the organism in Eukaryota, Euglenozoa, Kinetoplastea, Trypanosomatida, Trypanosomatidae. The coding region runs from base 1 to 894 and encodes 297 amino acids. The transcript has a single exon.